Messenger RNA from Clonostachys rhizophaga, 909 nucleotides. Lineage: Eukaryota; Fungi; Ascomycota; Sordariomycetes; Hypocreales; Bionectriaceae. The record is from the annotation of a GenBank genome assembly.
AUGGCACCGCAAGCCAAAGCAAACUACAAGUCCUACGAGGCUCAGGCCCGCCUUAUUCGGGCUAUUGUCGCUGCCCAUCCUGAAGUCAAAUGGAACUACAAAGAGAUUGUCGCCUCCUUCGGGAGCGAUAUGACUGAGGAUGCUCUCAAUCAUCGAUUCCGACGACUGCGUGCUGAGGCGGUCAUCAUUCGCCACGGAAGGGAUGCAGGAUUCGACAUGAAACAUCUCAGCGUCGAAGACUUGCCCAAGACGCAAGCCACUGUUGAGAAAAAUAAUAUCUCUCAAUACUUUGGCCAGUCAACUCCUGAUGGCAUUCAGUUUCAAUUCAGAACCAUCAAGAAGGAUGCAGACUACCUUCGCAAGGUCAAGGCUGCCGGAGGAGAUGUUGCCAACUGCCUUCCUUCUGUCGGUUCCGGUGGAAGUGUCACCAGCACUCCUACCAAACGUACACCUUCCAAGCCAACUCCCUCGAAGGGUUCUCGUCCCCGAGCCUCUGCUAAACGGGGCCAGGGAUACAUCAAGGAAGAGGACUCGGCCAUUGAGGAGGAGUCUGAAGACUUCUCCGAAUUGGACCAGGAGACCCCAAGCAAGCGACAGAAGACUGUUGGCAGGAAGUCUGCUACUCCAUCGCGACAAGCUGCGUCCCGUGCUGCCGCUACUAUCGCAGCCGACGCAGCAGUUUCGUACAACCCACAGAGCAGUGUUGACUCCCUUUCCGAGGGUGAACCAUCCGAACUUGUCCACUCCAAUGGUUCCAUUUUCGCCGCUGUCGAGAAGAAACCUGAUCCACGAGUUUUGGACUCCAACCCUUACUCUCAUCAUAGCGUCAACCCCUACAUGGGUGGUGAUGACAUGAAUGACUCUCUCUACGGGGACCUGCUCAGAGAUACUGGUGACGGAGAAAUUUAA